This is a messenger RNA of Zea mays, 2462 nucleotides long. RefSeq names its product Putative pentatricopeptide repeat-containing protein. Gene Ontology annotation, cellular component: intracellular membrane-bounded organelle. Gene Ontology annotation, molecular function: protein binding; zinc ion binding; RNA binding. The record is from RefSeq and is marked provisional. Bases 201 to 2288 code for a protein of 695 amino acids. Gene Ontology annotation, biological process: RNA modification. NCBI's taxonomy places the organism in Eukaryota, Viridiplantae, Streptophyta, Magnoliopsida, Poales, Poaceae. The transcript has a single exon.
GGCAAGUGUUCGUUUUCGUCUCCCUUCAGCUGCUUCAGUGCAUCAACAGAAGCGCGUCUUUCCCGUUCUCCAGUGUAUCAACACUGCUGAUACCCUCAAUCGCGUCAUCGCUUGAGAUUCGCCACCUCAAUCGCGGCGAUCCUAACGGGAACCGAGCAGGGCUGGUAUCUGCAUGAGCAGCGUCGUUUCCCACGAAUCCAAUGGAGCGGCAGAAGAUGAUCGCCGGCCUCCUCAGGGCAAGCGCGAGAAGCUCGUCGCUCCGCGGCGGCGUCCAGCUGCACGGCGCCAUAACGAAGAUGGGGUUCGGAUCGGACACCAUGCUGGGCAACAACCUGAUCGACAUGUACGUCAAGUGCGGGGAGCUGGACCUGGCGUGCGAGGUGUUCGGCGGAAUGCGCGACAGGAACGUGGUCUCCUGGACGGCGCUCAUGGUGGGCUUCCUGCGGCACGGCGACGCCACGGGCUGCCUCAGGCUGCUCGGCGAGAUGCGGACCGCCUCCGAGGCGGCGCCGAACGAGUACACGCUCUCCGCGAGCCUCAAGGCCUGCUGCGUCGUCGGUGACACGGCUGCGGGCGUCGGGAUCCACGGGCUCUGCGUCCGGGCAGGGUACCAGGAGCACGACGUCGUCGCCAGCUCGCUGGUGCUCGUCUACUCCAAGGGCGGGAGGAUCGGCGACGCGCGGCGUGUGUUUGACGGCGCCGGGCUCGGGAGUGGCAUCGCCACCUGGAACGCCAUGGUCUCCGGGUACGCGCACGCCGGCCACGGCAGGGACGCGCUGCUCGUGUUCCGGGAGAUGCGGCGGCAUGAGGGUCAGCAUCAGCCUGACGAGUUCACCUUUGCCAGCCUGCUCAAAGCCUGCAGCGGUCUUGGCGCGACACGCGAGGGCGCGCAGGUUCACGCGGCCAUGACGGCAAGCGGGUUCUCGACGGCCUCCAACGCUAUCCUCGCCGGCGCGCUGGUCGACAUGUACGUCAAAUGCCGGCGCUUGCCGGUGGCGAUGCAAGUGUUCGAGAGGCUGGAGCGGAAGAACGUCAUCCAGUGGACGGCGGUGGUCGUCGGGCACGCGCAGGAGGGGCAGGUGACGGAGGCGCUGGAGCUGUUCCGGCGGUUCUGGCGCUCCGGCGCCCGACCCGAUUCCCACGUUCUGUCCAGCGUCGUCGGCGUGCUCGCGGACUUCGCGCUAGUCGAGCAGGGCAGGCAGGUGCACUGCUACGGCAUCAAGGACCCGACCGGGACGGACGUGUCCGCGGGCAACUCCAUCGUCGACAUGUACCUCAAGUGCGGGCUGCCCGACGAGGCGGAGCGGAUGUUCCGGGAGAUGCGGGCGCCGAACGUCGUCUCGUGGACGACGAUGGUCAAUGGCCUCGGGAAGCACGGGCUUGGCCGUGAAGCCGUCGCCUUGUUCGAGGAAAUGCGAGCGGGAGGCGUGGAGCCCGACGAGGUGACCUACCUGGCGCUGCUGUCGGCGUGCAGCCACGCCGGCCUAGUCGACGAGUGCCGCCGGUAUUUCUCCUGCAUCCGGCGGGACCGGACGGUGAGGCCGAAAGCGGAGCACUACGCGUGCAUGGUCGACCUCCUCGGCCGCGCCGGGGAGCUCAGGGAGGCGAGGGACCUCAUCCGGACGAUGCCGAUGGAGCCGACCGUCGGCGUAUGGCAGACCCUCCUGAGCGCGUGCAGGGUGCACAAGGACGUCGCCGUCGGCAGGGAGGCAGGCGACGUCCUCCUGGCCAUGGACGGCGACAACCCGGUGAACUACGUCACGCUGUCCAACGUCCUCGCGGAGGCGGGGGAGUGGCGCGAGUGCCACAAGGUGAGGGACGCCAUGAGGCGCAGGGGGCUCAAGAAGCAGGGCGGGUGCAGUUGGGUGGAGGUCGGCAAGGAGGUGCACUUCUUCUACGGCGGCGGCGGUGAAGAGGAGACGCACCCGCAGGCCGGCGACAUCCGCCGCGUCCUGAGGGACAUGGAGACGAGGAUGCGGGAGCAGCUUGGGUACAACGCCGACGACGCGCGCUUCGCUCUGCACGACGUCGACGAGGAGUCCCGAGCGGAGAGCCUGAGGGCGCACAGCGAGAGGCUCGCCGUCGGCCUGUGGCUGCUGCGCAACGGCGUAGACGGCGGCGGGCACGGGGAGCCGAUCAGGGUGUACAAGAACCUGCGGGUGUGCGGGGACUGCCACGAGUUCUUCAAGGGGCUGUCGGCCGUCGUGAGGAGGGCGCUAGUAGUCAGAGACGCCAACAGGUUCCACAGGUUUGAGCAUGGCUCCUGCUCGUGCAAGGACUACUGGUGAUGGCGUCAUGCCAUGGCGACCCUGCCAGUUCGCUUUGCUAGCAGUAGACUAGCCAUCUCUGCCCAGUUGUUGUUGUUGUUGUCACUUCACAGUGUAGACUAGUCAUCAAGAAUUUUUGGUCAUGUGUAUCGAACAGCACAACAGAUAAAUCAGCUCCGAUAAGAUUAUUGACUC